Drosophila subobscura is the source of this 1153-nucleotide messenger RNA. It is a transcript of the gene sigmar, whose product is annotated as tumor necrosis factor alpha-induced protein 8-like protein. The transcript has 4 exons. Gene Ontology annotation, biological process: regulation of apoptotic process. Lineage: Eukaryota; Metazoa; Arthropoda; Insecta; Diptera; Drosophilidae. Gene Ontology annotation, cellular component: cytoplasm. The record is from RefSeq and is a predicted model, not a curated record. Bases 261 to 893 code for a protein of 210 amino acids.
ACAUAAACGUCACACACACACUGUUGCGCUCCAUCAUAAUUUUUGUUUUGUUGCUCCGCUGCUGACUGAGUUCUUUUAUUUAAACAAUUGGAAAUACGCGUAGAAGCAGACAAUAAUCGCGCUAUUGUAAAUGCAGUUUUCAUUGGGAGUUUGCUUAUGUAACGCAGCAGGAGAUUAGCAGAAGGAACUUCAUACAAAAGGCACUCGAACGGAAUUCCAAGGAUACUCGGACACAGGACUGCAGCAACAAAAACACAGCCAUGUCGGUGGCAGGUCUGCGACAGUGCCUGCUCCUAUGGAGCGUGGACUACUGGAACUUGGAAGUCAUGGCUGACAAUGUGUUCAAGUCGCAAGAUAUCGGGCUACGCGCUCAAAAGAAAAUCCUCUCACGCAUGGCAACAAAAAACAUUGCCAAGACGUUCAUCGACGGUACAACGGCCUCGCUGCUGGAUAAUCUCUACCGCCUGUGCAAGCUGCAUACCGGCAACAAGGCCAAAGCGGAGAAGCUCAUCAAGAACAUCAUCAAAAUAGUCAUCAAGAUUGGUGUGCUGCAUCGGAAUAAUCAGUUCAGCGACGAGGAGCUGCGCAGGGCAGACAACUUUAAGCGCAAAUUUCAGAACACACAGCUGUCCAUCAUAUCAUUCUACGAAGUGGACUACACCUUCGAUUUGGGCUAUCUGCAAAAGUCUAUAGCGGAAUCGCGUGUGGCCCUCAAGUCCAUUGUGCAGCCGCAUCUGACGGACAAGUCGCUGGGCCGCAUUGAUGAGGUUUUUGAUUUCUUUGGUGAUGCUGCGCUCUUGGAGACGGCCUUCAAGCCGGACUCGCCCUACCGCGAGACCAUGGGCAAGAUUGUGGCGGAUAUUAAUUCAGCCAUGGAAACGGGUGAUAUCUGAGCGGGUGGAGGCGCUCGGCAAGUAACCAAAAACACACCAAAAGACACUAAAUAGCUAGCUGCAACAAUGGCAAGGCUUGGCUCACACCCACCAACACACCAAAACACACACACAAAACUAGCUGUAGGAAAGCGAAGGAAAAGACAUGGGGCAGAGUUUAGUUUAGUUAUUUGGGAUAGUGAUAUCAUCGACAAAACACAGCAAAUAUCAAAAGUGAAGAAACGUCCAUGUUCGUAUUGAUUUGUUAACAAAUUUGUGUA